Molecule: messenger RNA, 678 nt
Organism: Bombyx mori (domestic silkworm)
Lineage: Eukaryota; Metazoa; Arthropoda; Insecta; Lepidoptera; Bombycidae
Source: the annotation of a RefSeq genome assembly
AUGAUAACAAACUUAUUUUCUAUUUUUGAUCCAUCAACAAAUUUAAUAAAUUUACCAAUAAAUUGAAUUAGAACAAUUUUAGGAUUAUUAUUUAUUCCGUAUAGAUUUUGAUUAAUCCCAAAUCGACAUUUUAUUAUAUGAAAUUUCAUUUCAAAAAAAUUACAUAAUGAAUUUAAAACAUUAUUAAAAAAUAACUAUUUUAAUGGAUCAACAUUUAUCUUUAUUUCAUUAUUUUUUUUUAUUUUUUUUAAUAAUUUUUUAGGAUUAUUUCCAUAUAUUUUUACAAGAACUAGACACUUAACAAUAUCUUUAUCCUUAUCAAUACCUCUAUGACUUAGAUUUAUAUUAUAUGGAUGAAUUAAAAAUACAAAUCACAUAUUUAUUCAUAUAAUUCCACAAGGAACACCCUAUAUUUUAAUACCAUUUAUAGUAAUUAUUGAAACCAUCAGAAAUAUUAUUCGACCUGGAACUUUAGCAGUACGAUUAACAGCUAACAUAAUUGCAGGACAUUUAUUAAUAACAUUAUUAAGAAGAACAGGAACUAAUAUAUCAUUUUACAUAAUUAUCAUUUUAAUUUUUAUUCAAAUUAUAUUAAUAAUUCUAGAAUCAGCAGUUGCUAUUAUUCAAUCAUAUGUAAUUACUAUUUUAAGAACCCUUUACUAUAGUGAAGUUAAUUAA